Messenger RNA from Myotis daubentonii (Daubenton's bat), 1554 nucleotides. RefSeq names its product zinc finger protein 420-like. NCBI's taxonomy places the organism in Eukaryota, Metazoa, Chordata, Mammalia, Chiroptera, Vespertilionidae. The annotation marks the transcript as partial. The transcript is spliced from 4 exons. The record is from RefSeq and is a predicted model, not a curated record.
AUGUUUGUACUAGAAAGCAGAGUUCACACUGGAGAAAAGCAGUAUGAGUGUAAUGAUUGUGGGAAGUCCUUCAGUCAGAGUUCCACCCUCAUUCAACAUCACAGAGUUCACACUGCAGAAAAGCCUUAUGAGUGUAGUGAAUGUGGGAAAUCUUUUACCCACAAUAGUCAGCUCCUUAUCCAGAAGAGAGUUCACACUGGAGAAAAACCUUAUGAAUGUGGUGAAUGUGGGAAAUCCUUUAGACAAAAUAGUCGGGUCCUUAUCCACAAGAGAGUUCACACUGGAGAAAAACCUUAUGAUUGUGGUGAAUGUGGGAAAUCCUUUAGGCAAAAUAGUAGGCUCCUUAUCCACAAGAGAGUUCACACUGGAGAAAAACCUUAUGAAUGUGGUGAAUGUGGGAAGUUCUUUAGUGAGAGUUCCAAGAUCAUUCGACAUCAGAGAAUUCACACUGGAGAAAAGCCUUAUGAGUGUUGUGAAUGUGGGAAAGCUUUUACCCGCAAUAGUUCCCUUCUUACACACAAGAGAGUUCAUACAGGAGAAAAACCUUAUGAAUGUAGUGAAUGUGGGAAGACUUUUAGGCAAAAUAGUCACCUCCUUAUCCACAGGAGAGUUCACACUGGAGAAAAACCUUAUGAAUGUGGUGAAUGUGGGAAGUCUUUUAGGGAUAAUAGUCAUCUCCUUAUCCACAAGAGAGUUCACACUGGAGAAAAACCUCAUGAAUGUAGUGAAUGUGGGAAGACUUUUAGGCAAAAUAGUCACCUCCUUAUCCACAGGAGAGUUCACACUGGAGAAAAACCUUAUGAAUCUGAAAAACCUUAUGAAUGUAAUGAAUGCGGAAAGUCUUUUAGGCAAAAUAGUCACCUUCUUAUCCACAAGAUAGUUCACGCUGGAGAAAAACCUUAUUUAUGUGGUGAAUGUGGGAAGUCUUUUAGGGAUAAUACGCAGCUCUUUAUCCACAAGAGAGUUCACACUGGAGAAAAACCUUAUGUGUGUCGUGAAUGUGGGAAGUCUUUUAGGCUAAAUACUCAGCUCCUUAUCCAAAAGAGAGUUCACACUGGAGAAAAACCUUAUGAAUGUAGUGAAUGUGGGAAGUCUUUUAGGCAAAACAGUCACCUCCUUAUCCACAGGAGAGUUCACACUGGAGAAAAACCUUAUGAAUGUGGUGAAUGUGGGAAGUCUUUUCGGGAUAAUAGUCAUCUGCUUAUCCACAAGAGAGUUCACACUGGAGAAAAGCCUCAUGUGUGUAGUGAAUGUGGGAAAGCUUUUAACUGCAAUUAUUCUCUUCUUAUCCACAAGCGAGUUCACACUGGAGAAAAACCUUAUGAAUGUGGUGAAUGUGGAAAGUCUUUUAGGGUUAGUAGCCUGCUCCUUAUCCACAAGAGAGUUCACACUGGAGAAAAACCUUAUGAAUGUAGUGAAUGCGGAAAGUCUUUUAGGCAAAAUAGUCACCUCUUUAUCCACAAGAGAGUUCACACUGGAGAAAAACGUUAUGAAUGUGGUGAAUGUGGGAAAUCCUUUAGCCAAAAUAGUCAGCUCCUUAUCCACAAGAGAGUU